This is a messenger RNA of Seriola dumerili (greater amberjack), 2696 nucleotides long. RefSeq names its product tyrosine-protein kinase Fer-like (gene fer). Gene Ontology annotation, biological process: peptidyl-tyrosine phosphorylation; regulation of mast cell degranulation; chemotaxis. Gene Ontology annotation, molecular function: non-membrane spanning protein tyrosine kinase activity; ATP binding. NCBI's taxonomy places the organism in Eukaryota, Metazoa, Chordata, Actinopteri, Carangiformes, Carangidae. Bases 41 to 2521 code for a protein of 826 amino acids. The record is from RefSeq and is a predicted model, not a curated record. The transcript is spliced from 19 exons.
GUGUGUGUGUGAGUGUGAGAGAGAGCGCUUGUGAUCCAGGAUGGGGUUUGGUCGUGAUCUGAGGAAUUCCCAUGAGGGAUUACUGAAGCUGCAGGACUGGGAGUUAAAGCUGCUGGAGACAGUGAAGCGGUUCAUGACUCUACGGGUGAAGAGUGAUAAGGAGUACUCUGCUCUGCUGCUCAGCAUGACUCAGCAAACUGAGAAACAGGAAGCUGCUGAUUACAUCAGCACCGUCAGCAAGUCCUGGUCUCAGGUGAUCCGUCAGACAGAGGCAUUGGGUCGAGUGAUGAGGAGUCACGCUGACGACUUGAACUCUGGUCCUCUUCACCGCCUUGCCACGCUGAUUCGAGACAAGCAGCAGGUGAAGAAGAGCUACCAGAGUCUUCAUCAGCAGCUGGAGAGCCACAACCACAAGGUAACCAGGAGUGACCUGGAGAAGCUGAAGGCGACGUAUCGUCAGUUGAGCCGUGACGCAAACAACGCCAAAGAGAAAUACAGAGAGGCGCUGGCCAAAGGUCGGGAGGCAGAGCGUGCCCGUGAGCGUUACGACAAAGCGACAGCGAAGCUCCACAACCUUCACAACCAGUACGUGUUGGCGGUGUGCGGUGCUCAAACGCAGCAGGACGAACACAGACGCCGUGCCGCGCCCGCUCUGCUCGACGCCCUGCAGAGGAUGCAAGAGGACAUGACGCUUGCACUUAGGAGUAUUCUGGAGGAGUACUGUGACAUCAGCAGUCUGCUGACGGAGGAGAUCGUGAAGGUUCAUCAGGAGAUUUCAGCAGCCGUUCAGCAGAUCGAUCCUCUGGCCGAGUACCAACACUUCAUCGACGCUUACAGGUCUCCGGAGACCCCAGAGCCAAGCGUGGAGUUUGACACAUCUCUAUUGGAGGAGACGGACAACCUGCCAGCCAAUGAGAUCCUCUGGAACACGCUGACAGCUGAAAGCCUGCAGGCCAUGUUGUCGUCGGCAACAGAAGAGCUGACGCUGACUCAGCAGAAUCUGAGGACGAAGGAGGCGCUGGCCGACGACCUGGACACCAAGAUCCAAACGAGUCAGCAGAGCGCUGAGAGGAGGAGCGACUGUGUCCUGCUGCUUAGUCAGAAACUCUCUCUGCUCGAGCUUCGUCACGCUGUCCAAUCACUGCGUGGCUCUGAGGCCCGUCUCGCCUCCCAGAAGGCCCUCCUGGAUGCCAAGAUGGCUGCCGCCACCACCUCCCCUCCCCCACCGCCACCUCCCCCAGCGCUGCCUUACGAGGACGACGCCCGCUCCGUCGGCUCCACGGAUAAGACGAAGGAGAAGAGCUCUCGCUUCGACACACUGCGACAUUCUCUGGCUGGGAUGAUCCGUUCUCCUAAAGCCAUGCUGGGCUCCUCCACCUCGCAGUUCUUCGAUGUGAUCCCGACAUCAGAGCGCCCCCUGGCGGAGCAGGAGUGGUAUCAUGGCGCCAUCCCCCGCACUGAGGCUCAGGAGUUACUACGGCAACAGGGAGACUUUCUGGUGAGGGAGAGUCAUGGUAAACCGGGCGAGUACGUCCUGUCUGUGUUUUCUGAUGACCAGAGACGACACUUCAUCAUCCAGUUUGCCGAUAAUCAGUACCGUUUUGAAGGGACCGGCUUCUCGACCAUCCCUCAGCUCAUCGAGCAUCAUUUCUCCACUAAACAAGUCAUCACCAAGAAGUCUGGAGUCGUGCUGCUCAACCCCGUCGUCAAGGACAAGAAGUGGAUCCUGAACCAUGAGGACGUGGUCCUGGGAGACCUGCUGGGAAAGGGUAACUUUGGCGAGGUGUUUAAAGGAACACUGCAGCGCGACAAAACGCCGGUGGCCGUCAAAACGUGUAAAGAAGAUUUACCUCCAGAGUUGAAGAUCCGCUUCCUGUCUGAGGCCAGGAUCCUGAAACAGUACGACCACCCAAACAUCGUGAAGCUGAUUGGCGUUUGUACGCAGAGACAGCCGAUCUACAUCGUCAUGGAGCUGGUUCCUGGUGGAGACUUCCUGUCCUUUCUGAGGAAGAAGAAGGAUGAGCUGAAGACAAAGCAGCUGGUUCGCUUCGCCGUCGAUGCUGCUGCUGGGAUGGCGUACCUGGAAAGCAAGAACUGCAUCCACAGGGACCUGGCAGCGAGGAACUGUCUGGUGGGGGAAGGCAGUGUGUUGAAGAUCAGUGACUUUGGGAUGAGUCGUCAGGAGGAUGAUGGAGUUUACUCUUCAUCUGGACUCAAACAGAUUCCCAUCAAAUGGACCGCACCUGAGGCCCUCAACUAUGGUCGUUACAGUUCAGAGAGUGACGUGUGGAGCUAUGGGAUCCUGCUUUGGGAAACCUUCAGUCUGGGGGUGUGUCCUUACCCUGGGAUGACCAAUCAGCAGGCCCGAGAGCAGGUGGAGAAAGGUUACAGAAUGGCGUGCCCACAGCGUUGCCCUGAUGACGUGUACAAAGUGAUGCAGCGCUGCUGGCAGUACAACCCAGAGGACCGACCCAAGUUCUUCGAGCUGCAGCGAGACCUCGCAGCCAUCAAAAAGAAGUGAUGACAUCAUCAUGUACUCAGCAGCAGAGCGUCAUCAGCGAAGACAAGUCACUUUUUUUUUUCAACAAGUGGGCUUGGCCGGUGGGUGGGCGUGGUCAGCAGGCGGAAGUGGUUCAGAAACACAUCGUCUUUUUAGAAACAAUAUGUAAAAAAAAAAAAAAAAGGUUUAUUGAAAA